Raphanus sativus (radish) is the source of this 714-nucleotide messenger RNA. RefSeq names its product V-type proton ATPase subunit e1. Lineage: Eukaryota; Viridiplantae; Streptophyta; Magnoliopsida; Brassicales; Brassicaceae. The transcript has 4 exons. Gene Ontology annotation, cellular component: proton-transporting V-type ATPase, V0 domain. Gene Ontology annotation, molecular function: proton-transporting ATPase activity, rotational mechanism. Gene Ontology annotation, biological process: proton transmembrane transport. The record is from RefSeq and is a predicted model, not a curated record. The coding region runs from base 226 to 438 and encodes 70 amino acids.
AUGUUAAAAAAGUUUACUGUAUUUGACUUGGACAGAACAUGAAGAAAAAGUUUAAUAUUUUAUGAAGGGUAAAAGUUAAAUUGGGCUAUUUGUUUGGCCCCUCUCACAACAUCGCACGGAUCCAAAUCCAGAUCAUACCGAAGAAGAAGAAGAAGAAGACACGCACCAUCCAUCCAUCCAUCUCAAAGAGGGAGCUUUGAUUUGAAUCUGAAUUUUGAUCAAAAGAUGGGUUUCCUGAUAACAAGCCUAAUCUUCGUGGUCGUUGGGAUAAUUGCUUCUCUGUGCGUUCGAAUCUGCUUCGCUAGAGGUCCCUCCACAAAUCUGCUUCACUUCACCUUGGUCAUUACUGCCACGGUCUGCUGCUGGAUGAUGUGGGCGAUUGUAUACAUUGCACAGAUGAAUCCUCUGAUUGUCCCAAUCCUAAGCGAAACAGAGUAGCAUCCUCUCACCUACUCAGGCUAUGAACAAAGUGAGUGGUAAUACCGGGUUGCUUGCCUUCUUCUGCUUUCGAUUCUUGUGUAUCUUCAAUCUUUUAAAUGGGUUUGUAAUUCUGUUUCCUAGUGUGUGAACAAAAAUCCAUAAACUUUUUGCCUCUGUAUUAUUGGAAAUUUCCAUGUAUUCAAUUCCCAAAACAAGCUGAGAUGCUCAAAACAAUGUAUUGUUGUUGAAAUAAUGUCUUUGAGAGGGACGAGUUUUAUCCGUCCUUUUAUCAUA